Erigeron canadensis is the source of this 832-nucleotide messenger RNA. Its product is annotated as mitochondrial fission 1 protein A-like. The transcript is spliced from 5 exons. The record is from RefSeq and is a predicted model, not a curated record. Gene Ontology annotation, biological process: mitochondrial fission; peroxisome fission; autophagy of mitochondrion. Gene Ontology annotation, cellular component: mitochondrial outer membrane; peroxisomal membrane. Bases 92 to 604 code for a protein of 170 amino acids. Gene Ontology annotation, molecular function: protein binding. NCBI's taxonomy places the organism in Eukaryota, Viridiplantae, Streptophyta, Magnoliopsida, Asterales, Asteraceae.
UUUUGGGGGUUUUUUUUACUUGUUGAGUAAGGAUCAUUUUAUUAACUAUAUAAGAAUAAUUCACGAAUAAUAAUAAUUAAUAAAGAAAAAGAUGGAUGUGAAGAUCGGAAAGUUGUUUGACUCGAUAGGCGACUUCUUCACCGGCGGCGGCGAUUCCAUUCCCUGGUGCGACUCCGACAUUGUUAUUGGUUGUGAGCGUGAGGUAGCUGGAUCUGAAAACGCUUCCGAGGAAUACAAAAAUGAGUGUCGGCUACGUUUGUCUUGGUCUCUUGUUCACUCAAAGCGACCCGAAGAUGUCCAACGUGGCAUCGCUAUGCUUGAAGGUUCAAUGGCCAAGACUAGUGACCCGUUGCAAAUGAGAGAAAAGAUGUAUCUGCUUGCUGUUGGUUAUUAUAGGAGUGGUGACUACUCUAGAAGCAGGCAACUUGUUGACAGCUGUUUGGAGAUUGCACCUGACUGGAGGCAGGCAAUUAGUCUCAACAAGGCAAUUGAAGAUCGUAUUAAGAAAGAUGGAAUGAUUGGCAUCGGUAUUGCUGCCACUGCCGUUGGUGCUGUUGGUAUAUUGGCUGGUGGACUAGCAGCCGCACUAUCUCGCAAGAAAUGACAACAUACGACAUGUGAUGUAAUAUCGUUUUCAUGAUGUUGAUACCAAACGGAAUAUGUCCUACCUCUGUAAAACAAAACAUAUGAAUUAGUUCACUUCUCUUAAAUAUGUAGUUUUGUGUUACUGUUACCUCUACACUAGAUAUGAAAAAAAAUUUGCAAAAUUAAAAAAUUCGGUUACAGGUUUGACAGGUUGAUGAUUCAAUCUGAAUGAUUUUGGGUUUGUGUA